Messenger RNA from Penicillium brasilianum, 699 nucleotides. The record is from the annotation of a GenBank genome assembly. Lineage: Eukaryota; Fungi; Ascomycota; Eurotiomycetes; Eurotiales; Aspergillaceae.
AUGGCUGUCCGACAUCAAAACGGCCAGCCUUUCGGUGGAGGCAAACACCGUCCUGCCUACAAUCAAGAAGCCGGGUCUUUUCGAUCAUCCACUAACGGCUCAGGACCAAGGAACAAUGGAUGGAAUGGACGAGGCAACUCUAACCCGCGAUACCACAACCAAAACCACCGCACUCAUAACUUCAUUCCUCAUCAAAAUGUCCACUUAGGUGGUCCAUCACAAGUCAGGAAUCCUUUCCGAGAUUCGAGAUUGAAAAUCACUAAGACAUUCUCCCAGAAUCAUUCACAAAACAUCAACUUCCAUCAAGCCAACCCCCGACGCCGUCAGAAUCAGAAUGGGCGGUUCCCAAACCACGCCAGUAGCGAUAACUCAGCUCCAUACCGGACUGGUUUCCAAGACCAACUGCGCGUAUCAAACCACCCCCAUUUCAUUCCACGAGGUCCAAGAAACCGGAAAUGGAAAAAUUAUCAAAAUCAGACGAAUCUUUACCAAGCCGUCCACGACGUUGACAUGGUUGAUGCUUCACACCUUGAUACCGAUAUUGAAAUGCCCGACGCCCCUCCACUUGAAAGUUACUACCCCGAAAAUCACAUUAAUGACCCGGCUCUUCUCGUUGCUGAGGGUAUUGCUGCUGCAAACGCUAUGCUGUCUCGGAUUGAAUCUUUCGUCCGCACUGGCACAAUCAAUCCGCCAGUAUAA